UGCGACCUUCGAAGUUCUCCGUUGCCCCGCCUCCUUCCCUCAUUCACUGUGGCGGGACGGUGAAACGGAGUCCCGAAGGCUGGUGAAUGAGAGGAAAGGCUGGGAGAGAGGGAGAGGCUGGAGGACGAGGACGGGGACGAAGAGGAAGGAAACAUCCCGCUCGCCUCUCCCUUCUGCCGCUUUUUCAGUGUGGCGGGUGGGGAGAAUUCAUUUUUUUUCAUUUUCUGCCUCCGCGCGGGCAGGACGUGCAGCCUGACGCGUCUCCCUGGGUGGCGGAACCUGGAUAUGAAGAGAGUUGCGGUUAAGAGAAUUCUGGACUGACAAGGUUGACAGAUGUGUUUUGCUAAUGGGUGUGAGUAAACUAGAUGUCUUAUACAGGCGCCUACUUCUCACUAAGCUUUUUAUUCAAGGAUGGGGAAGACCAGAAGACUUGAAAAGAAUAUUUGCAUUCAGAAAGCUUAUUGGAAACAGAGAAAAAUGUCAAAAUCUGGUUUCAAGAGACUAUCCAGUGCACAUCAACAAGGUUGAAGAGCAGUCAGACUGUAAGAUACUUGAUGGACAGUUCAUUUCCCCCUUGGCUCAUUAUGUUCCAGAUAUCAUGCCACCAGAAUCCAUCACAGCAAGGUUUCAGUUUUUAGUACCCAAGCUAUGGAACAGCAAAUACAGACCAGUGUGCAUUCAUUUAGCAGGCACUGGCGACCAUUACUUUUGGAGACGACGCACGUUAAUGGCCCGUCCAAUGAUCAAAGAGGCCUGCAUGGCUUCACUGUUGUUAGAAAACCCUUAUUAUGGAUGCAGAAAACCCAAGGAUCAGUUAAGAUCAUGUCUGAAAAAUGUCUCUGACCUGUUUGUCAUGGGAGGAGCUCUUGUGCUAGAAUCAGCUGUUCUUCUGCACUGGUUAGAAAGAGAAGGCUAUGGACCCCUUGGGAUGACAGGAAUAUCCAUGGGAGGACAUAUGGCAUCUUUAGCAGUGUCAAACUGGCCUAAACCAUUGCCACUAGUUCCUUGUCUCUCCUGGUCUACAGCCUCCGGUGUUUUUACUACGGGUGUACUGAGCAAGGCAGUGAACUGGAGACAGCUUGAGAAACAGUAUUAUUCAGAGAGUGUUUAUGAAGAAGAGAUCAUUCAAAUGCUUGAAUAUUGUGGAACAGAUUCAUUCAAGAUGGGACAAGACUUUGUUAAAAAUUCUCCUGGCAGUGUGGACAGUUUAAGCAAUCUGGAUCUGCAUUCCGGUAUGCUGAACCUGGAUACCAGAAGCAAAGUUCUAUCUUCGGAAACUGGUCACUGCCUUAGCAGUAGCAGAACUACUCUAAGUACCUCAGCGGAAGGACUGUUAGUGCAAGAGGCGUCAAAAAUGCAGUGCAUAAACCAGACGUUUUCAACCAGCAGCAGUAGCAAUAAGGAUUUUACCAGUAAUCAGAAGCAUCUGAUAAGUGGAAAAAGGGACAGUUUACAAAGAGAAUCUUUAAGAUUCAUGAAAGGGGUGAUGGACGAAUGUACUCAUGUAGCUAAUUUUUCAGUUCCAGUUGAUCCAACACUGAUCAUAGUAGUUCAAGCCAAGGAGGAUGCUUAUGUUCCAAGAACUGGUGUACGUAGCCUUCAAGAAAUAUGGCCCGGAUGUGAAAUCAGAUACUUGGAAGGAGGUCAUGUUAGUGCAUACCUCUUCAAACAAGGAUUGUUCAGACAAGCUAUAUAUGAUGCCUUUGAACGCUUUCUCCAGAAAUAUGCUGUAUAGCUCUGUCCUUUGGAACUGUUCUAUAUAGACUUGUUCUGAGCUCUUUCUUACAUGGAUCCUCAUGUUGACCUCAUGUGGAGAACAAGUCAGACAUAAGUUCAGUUAAGUCACCAACUGGAUGGUAAAUUGAACUUGGCGUUAUAUCAGAAUGAAAUCAACCAGUUUCAAACUUGCACCAGUCAUGCCAAUGACAAUUUUAGCACAAUUUUUUAAUACAGGUAAUAUCUGUCUAAUGAUUAGGCUGAUUUUUAAGACUAUUGUUAUUUCGAGAAUACAAUUAUCCUUUGAAGAGAAACCAAUACAGGUUGCUUAAAUUUUAUGUAAAUUUUAGCAUAAGUUUCACACACCAGGUUGUCACUAGGAAUUCAAAAAUUCCUUCAGGGAGACCAGCUAGACCUCAAUAAUGAGUUCAACUUGAAAAGUUUAUUCAUAAUAAAAAGUAUUAAGAUGGUCUAUGCAGACUCUGAGGAGUAGGCAGCUACAUACCCCCACAAUCUUCAGUGUUCCCUGGCCCUAUUUCAACUUCAGUUGGAAGAACAAAGUUUGCACGUUACUUUCCUGCACCUCAUAAUUGCUUCUUUAAAACUAUUUGUCCACCUUUAAUCAUUGAAAGCACCAUGCUAGGUGUGCUCUUAUUUUAAAAUGGAGGGAGGAGGUGCGUACUUCUGUUGAGGAAUCAUAAAAUGUUAAUUGACUGAAUUGUUACACCUGAAAUGAAAAUAAAGCGUGAAUCCUUCUGUAUAUGUAUGUUGCAUGUUUAAUGUUGGUUUUCUUACAAACUAUUUUGCAUCAUGUUGCAGUAAAGAGGGAUUAACUUCAUUUGGAUCCAACCCAAUAUUGUAGUUAAUUCCUCUUUAGUUCUAUUGAAAUCAAUGGGACAAUUUAGUGAAGACUAAGUUAACUCUCAAUUUUUUUAAUUGGAUGAAAGUGACCAUCUUCAUUUGGAUCCAAUCCUUAUCAUCCCCAUCAUUCCCCAUGCUGCCUCCCACAUAGUUCCAGAAGGUCCCCCAACACUCCAGAACAGCCUUCAAUGGGGCUGCUGUGUUUCGGGGAGCAGGACUUGUUGAAAAUAAAUCCCCCCAUUAUUCAGUGGUUGCAUCCUGACUUGAGCUAGGCUCACAGAAGCCCUUCAUCUUACCCAUUGUAUUUUCUUUCAUAUUAUAUGGAAGUUAGUAUGUGCUGUUGAAUUUGAUAAAAUAUUAUUGUGGCUGAAUCCAAUAAAGUUAUAACUUCUGCUCACACAACACAAUUUCUCUUUCCCUCCACCCCAAAUCUGCUAGAGGGUUGGGGGGAAGCUCAGAGGAGAUUGGGGUUCUGUUGUGUGAGUGGAAGUUGUUAAACCCAUGCAGAGACUUAGUUGGAUACAGCGCUCUAGGUGCAACUGGAUUGUGCUGAAUAAUUAAAGUUGAAGUCAGCCCACUUAUCUAGGAAUAGGUCCCAUUGAAUUUGGACAUCUUUAGUACACCUGCAUAAGAUUGUACGUACUAGAAUAAUUUUUGAAGAGCACAGUCUGAUGAAGAGGAAGUUUAUUAAAAGUACUUAAAGAAGCAGCUUUAAGUGGAUUCCAGAUACUGCUAAACUCUUGUUCAAAGUAAUUUCAUGGAGAACCUAAGUAUUAAAACUCACUCCUCUGAUCAGUUAUGGAUAACUGCAAACCCUCUAAGUGUCCCUAUUUUCCAAGGAUAGCCCCGGAUUUACAGAAGCCAUCCCGGUUUCUGAUUUGAUCCCAAAAUGUCUCGUUUUUCCUUAGGAUAGCCCUAUUUUCAUCUGAGAAAUGUUGGAGGGUGUGUAACUGGCACAGUAUUUCAAAUUAAGUAUUUAUGGCCCACAUGAGUCUACUCUAUGUCUCCUUUUGGAGUGUUCCAGUUCCAGGUUUAUGGAACGCCAGAAUUGGCAAAAACGGAUUGGCUUGAAAUAGCUGAGUAUUUGAAAAUGGAAUCUGCCACAAUAUUAUACAUCUACAGUACUAGAAUUUUAUACUGCAAAAUCUGCUGUAGCAGGAGCAGUAACAUGCUUGAGUGUCCAAUUUAGUGAUUAAGGGGUGGUAUUCAUUGCUAGUGCUACCCAGUGUAGACACACUUAAGUUAAUGGACAUGGUGGGUUCCUUGUAAAGCACUUUGAGGUCUUUUUCAACAAUCAAAUUUGUCUAAACAUCACUAUUCUAAGACUACUGUUUAUGUGUUGUGAAUUACUGUGUCAUAAUCAUGUGCUUUUAACAGUAUUUUAUAUAAUUUAUUAAUCUUGCAUUUAAAGUGCAUUCUAUAUUUCACAGACCGGCAAAAUUCUUGGUAACAAAGUCUUUGAUAAAAAAGUUUUGUGGCCUUACUAUAUUCAAAUGUCUCUAAUACCUAACAUUUCAUUUAAAAGAAUUUACUAAUGGUGUUCUAAUCAAAAAGGAAAAUCAUAGUUAAAUGAAAGUAAGUUUCAGAAUUCCAUGUACUUUUCUAACUGCAUUUUAUAUUUUUCAAUAAAGCCUUGCAAAAACAUUUUCAUGCUGCUGGUCUGUAUUGUGAAGAGCCUUCUUGUAGACAGUUGCUGAGUCAUUAGGCUCCAAUGAAAGUACUAUAUCCAAAUUGAGUAGCCAAACCCAGUUUUAGUAGGCUCUGCGACUGGGAUUGCCAUACUCAUGGGCUCUACGUAAUCUUAAAUGGCAACGUUUUAUAUGAAAAUAGUUGACUUCUUCCAAGACAACUCUCCCAAGAACCUGAAUUACUCAAUAGUUAAAAAACAAAACACAAUGCUCAUACAUAAAAAAUACUAUUUGACAUUUCAUAUUUGCUGUAUCUAAUUAUUGUCUACCUCCAGGGAAUAUAAACUAUUUGGAGUAUGCUUCAGCAUAAAGGUGUUCUCAACCAGAAACAUCACCUGUUUUGUCUUUGCUAUUCAGCCUUGAUGACUGUAAUGAAUGGCA
This is a messenger RNA of Zootoca vivipara (common lizard), 4646 nucleotides long. NCBI's taxonomy places the organism in Eukaryota, Metazoa, Chordata, Lepidosauria, Squamata, Lacertidae. The record is from RefSeq and is a predicted model, not a curated record.